Molecule: messenger RNA, 495 nt
Organism: Notothenia coriiceps (black rockcod)
Lineage: Eukaryota; Metazoa; Chordata; Actinopteri; Perciformes; Nototheniidae
Source: RefSeq, a predicted model, not a curated record
AUGCAUGACAAAAGAAUAACCCUGAUCGCUGGCUACAACCUUCCCUUCUCAACCUCAAAGGUUCAGAAAGUCUUCAGGGCGGCGUGGAAGCUCUGGUCCAACGCUGCAGCGAUGAAAUUUCGCAAGCGGAACAGGAAAGAGGCUUAUAUCGUCAUCUCAUUCCACAAUGGAAAUCAUGAAGAUGGCUCACCUUUUGAUGGCACAGGAGGAAUCCUGGCGCAUGCCUUCCUGCCUGGGGUUGGUAUUGGUGGAGACGUACACUUUGAUGCAGAGGAAGACUGGAGUCUAAAUUCUACGGGUUUCAACCUUUUUGCUGUAGCAGUCCAUGAAUUUGGCCAUGCGCUUGGCCUGCCCCACUCUGAUGAUCCCGGAGCGAUCAUGUACCCAUCAUACAAUUUUGCCCCUAAUAAAGAAAUUCGGCUCUCCUUCCGCGACGUCACAGAUGUCCAACACCUGUAUGGUGAGUUCAGCUGGAUUGUAAAAAAAAAGGCCUAA